Messenger RNA from Oldenlandia corymbosa var. corymbosa, 2260 nucleotides. The record is from the annotation of a GenBank genome assembly. NCBI's taxonomy places the organism in Eukaryota, Viridiplantae, Streptophyta, Magnoliopsida, Gentianales, Rubiaceae.
AUUCACAAAAAGUUUCUUAUAAAUACAUCACUUCUCUUAUCGCAAAAGAUAAAAUGCCACUGACAGAAACCAUUCAUUCCCUCCAUUAUUCCUUAGAUCAUCUAGAAAUAACUUCGCAAUAUCACAGAUUGAAUAUACGCCAACAUUAAAGUUUUUCAGUUUCACCAUAAGAAAAACGUAUUCCUAGAGCUCAUUUCAGUCAUGGUUACAUCAAACAACAUUUCUCCGGCUUUUCAAAGCCCGUUGUUGUCCGGAAAGGAUGAAGUGGUCGAAGAUAAUGUCGAUUACAAAGGCCGUCCGGCGAAACGAGCCCAGUCCGGCGGAUGGUUAUCCGCUUCUUUCAUCAUAGGUGUGGAGAUGGCGGAGUUCUUUGCGUAUUAUGGAGUGAGUGCGAAUUUGAUAACUUAUUUGACGGGCCCACUUGGUCAAUCAACGGCGACGGCGGCGGAGAAUGUAAAUGUCUGGUCGGGAACUGCCAUGCUUAUGCCGUUGUUGGGUGCUUUUGUUGCCGACUCAUUUCUCGGCCGGUACCGGACCAUUGUCGUCGCUUCUGUGCUAUAUAUCCUGGCACUUGGGCUCUUGGCCCUUUCAGCCAUCAUUCCUUCUUUCAACACUUUUAACUGUGAAAAUGCUUCAAAUAGCAGCAUCCCAUGUCCACCUCCUCAGCUCCAAAUCACCACAUUUUUCUUCUCAUUAUAUCUAAUAGCAAUAGCACAAGGAUUGCAUAAGCCUUGUAUUCAUGCAUUUGGAGCUGAUCAAUUUGAUGGAUCAGAUACAAAAGAGUGUAAAGCCAAAAGUUCCUUCUUCAAUUGGUGCAAUGUGGGUACUUGUGUGUCCGUCACACUUGCAUUGGUAAUCUUGACUUAUAUUCAAGAUGACCUAAGUUGGGGUCUUGGAUUUGGAAUUCCUUGUUUGGUCAUGGUUCUUGCAUUAGUUUGGUUUGUUCUUGGCACCGUCACGUACCGGUUCCAUUCUACUAAUGAUCAAGGCCAAGGUAAACCCUUUUCGAGAAUCAGCCUGGUGUUUUUGAAAGCAGCUAAGAAUUGGAGAAUCACUUCUUCUGCAUUACAUGUUGAUGUGGAGAAUCAAGAUGUUCUUCCUCAUUUGGGGUCUCAGCAAUUCAUGUUUUUAGAUAAAGCAUUAUUAUCACCCGAUGGCUCAAUGGAAGAAGGCAAAGUAUGUAGCAGAAUUGAAGUUGAAGAAGCUAAGGCAAUUCUGAGGCUAUUUCCAAUUUGGUUAUCUUGUUUGGUAUACGGCAUUGUAUUUUCUCAGCCGCCAACUUUGUUCACUAAGCAAGGGCUCACAAUGGACAGAUUCAUCACUCCGAAAUUUGAAGUUCCCGCGGCCUCACUUCAAUCCUUCACUAGCGUCACAAUAAUCGUCUUUCUUUGCAUGUACGACCGCCUUUUAGUUCCUGCAGCAAGAGCCCUAACCGGAAAAUCUUCCGGCAUAACGAUGCUCCAAAGAAUCGGAACCGGGAUAUUCUUUUCGAUUCUGUCAGUACUCGCAGCUGCCCUAGUGGAAAAAAGGCGUCUUGAAACAGUAAAAGAGUACGGAUUAGUCGAAUCGCCAAAUGCCGUAGUACCAAUGAGUGUGGCCUGGUUGAUACCUCAGUAUUUGUUGUUGGGAGUUUCUCAAGCAUUUACCAUUGCAGGGUUACAGGAAUUCUUCUAUGAUCAAAUGCCUAAUGGGUUAAGAAGCACUGGACUUGCUCUUUACCUUACCAUUUUUGGGAUCGGAGGAUUUCUUAGCAGCAUUCUCAUAUCUGUGAUUGAGAAUACCACUGGUGGUGGAUCAGAUGGUGAUCAUUGGUUUUCGGAUAAUCCGAUGAAAGGACACCUGGAUUACUUCUAUUGGCUGCUUGUGGGACUUAGCGCAGUUUCAUUUACAGCUUUUGUGUAUUUUGCAAAAGGUUAUACUUACCGGAACAAGCAACUCUUAUCAUAAUGCUUGAAAGAUGAAAGCAUAUAGUUAGUUCAUUAGUUUGUUGAAAAGUUUAGCAUAAUUUAUUGGCGUAUUUUGUUUGAUUCUUUCCAUUCAUUAGUUAUUGAUGACCUUUGUACAUGAAAAGUGUCCACCUUCGUGAAGUGGAUGAUAAAGUUAAGCUUGGUAUUUCGAUCCAAGAAAUGACAGAGAAUUUGAAGAAUAUGUACUAGCGCUUCCAUUCCAUUUUUGUUGUACAACUUAAAAAGACGGAUUUUGUACACAAUGUGGACUAUUAAAAUAAUCAGAAGAGGAGAGAUGAAUAUCUUAGUUAAUU